Messenger RNA from Clarias gariepinus (North African catfish), 2887 nucleotides. It is a transcript of the gene iffo2a, whose product is annotated as intermediate filament family orphan 2a. The coding region runs from base 212 to 1822 and encodes 536 amino acids. NCBI's taxonomy places the organism in Eukaryota, Metazoa, Chordata, Actinopteri, Siluriformes, Clariidae. The transcript is spliced from 9 exons. The record is from RefSeq and is a predicted model, not a curated record.
ACGCGUUCAGACAUACAGAGACUGUUAGCCUGUUAGCACUUCAACUCUAUUAGGUGGCGGUUAUUUCUCACAGUGAAGCGACCGGCUAUGUCUUUAUAUUUGUAUGACAUUAGAUAAAGGGAAGGGAAGGGAAGGGAAGGGGGGUAAAGAGAAAGAAAGGAAGAGAAGGGAGUGCACCUUGCGGUGAGAUGACGCGAGCGGUUUUGUUUGAAUGAAACCCGUCCAGUCCAGGAUGGAUGACUUCUCUCAUCUUUUCCCCGAGCGGAACACUCCUCCGCUUCACAUGGAAACGCCGUUACCUCGUAUCAUCGGUGCCUCCGCCGGCUCGGGGGUGAGCAGCGCCUUACGGAACGAUUUAGGCUCCAAUAUCAGUGUGUUAAAAACACUGAAUCUGCGGUUCCGCUGUUUCCUCGCCAAAGUCCACGAGUUGGAGCGGCGGAACCAGGUGUUAGAGACGCAGCUGCAGGAAGCUCUGGAGGAGUCGCGGUACAAGAGCCUGUUAAGCCGGGAACAAGCCAUCCAGACGGACUACGAGCUCCCGUUCGCAGGCCCGCUAGGCGAGGCCAGGGUCCCCGGGAGAAUCUGGAGUUAUGCCCAUAACAGGAGGUAUGGAGGUCGGCUGGGGAUCCAUCACGGGCCCGGAGUUUCCUGGACGCACCCAGAUGGAGUCGGGGUUCAGAUCGACACCAUCACCCCCGAGCUCAGGGCCAUCUACAACGUGCUGGCCAAAGUCAAACGAGAGAGAGACGAAUACAGAAGGAGAUGGGAGGAGGAAUUGUCCAAGUGCCAGCAAAUGGAGGCCAUGGUGGAGACUUUACAACAAAGUGCGCAGGAGGCUGAGGUCCUACGAAAUGAACUGAGUGAGAAAGUGGACCAGCUUAAAGCCGAUUUGAUCAUCUAUAAGAGUCUCAUGAGCGAUCAAAUGUCAGAUUUGGACUCGAAAAUUCAAGAGAAAGCCAUGAAGGUGGACAUGGACAUUUGUAGACGUAUCGACAUCACAGCGAAACUGUGUGACGUGGCUCAACAGAGGAACUCAGAAGACAUGAGCAAGAUGUUUCAUGUUAGUCCUUCUAGAGCUCCUGCAGACCACAAAGGGGUGUCUGCAUCAUGUAAAAAGAAGGAGCGCAAGGACGUGUCUGAUGACGAAAAUGCUGAGGCAGAGGCACACAGUGAUAAGGAGGCUGGUGGAUCUCUCAACAUUACAGACGAAAUGAAGCGCAUGCUCAGUCAGCUAAUUAGCUCAGAUAACUGCUCUGUCGCCAGGAGGGAGACGUUCGAGUUUGACGACGACUGUGACAGUCUAGCCUGGGAGGAGACUGAAGAGACUCUGCUCCUAUGGGAAGACUUUACCAACAGUCCUGUUAAUAACACUGCCACCACUAGUGCUGCUGCUGCCGGUGCACAAUCUAGCACCGCCUGUGCUGCCGAAUGCCACGGAGAAACACACGAGCAGGAUGGAAAUCUGCGUAGUCUGAUAAACGAGACCGAGUCACUCUUUAAAAUGAGAGAGCAGGAGUACCAGGCUACAAUCGGACAGAUCGAGCUGGAGCUGGCCACAGCUAAGAGUGACAUGACCAGACAUCUGCACGAGUACAUGGAGAUGUGCAGCAUGAAGCGAGGACUGGAUGUGCAGAUGGAGACCUGUCGCAGACUCAUCCAGAGCUCAGCAGACACUGACAGACAUUCACCAUUCGUUAACUCUGGAGCAAGCAGUGACUCGGGAAAUGCUGAAGACCUGCAAGAUGACCAGGACAGGGAUGGAGAGAAAGACAUAGCUGGAAAGAGUGAUGGAGAGACAGAGGUAUAUAGGGAGGUCAGUUGAUGAUCCUCCAUAUCACAGUUCAUAAACAGUGGCGCAGGGAUCGAAUUUCUUACCCAAUCUUCCUUGGUAUGCGUCUGUGUGGAUCUCCGAUUUGGUGCUUAAGUGCGCUCGCUGUCCCAAAUUGGGAUUAAAUCUAUUUUAAAUAGGUUAUCUACUAAUGUUUUUUCCCGUCAGCACUGCCGUGGCAUGGCUUCAUCUUCUCAUGUCCUUUUUUUCUUAUAAAUUCCACAGUAUGCACAAGGUUUUUUCCUCAGUCUUUCCUUUUCUUUACAUUGUGAUUCAUAAAAUCCAUUAAUCAUUUUUCAUUCAUCAUAUCACACCAGAUAUGUUUUGUUAAUGUCAUAAAGGAGCCUGGGAUUACCAUUAAAAAUAACAUUUAUUCAGAUUCUUGUCACUUUUUGAAAAGAAAAACUGUGUUUUAUACAUUUUAAAAGGGAUAUUGCUGUUAAACAUUGCUGUUCAUCACUAAGCCACAACAUAUAAGCCAUGCAGCUGGAGCUUCUACACUAGGGUUAAACAAAGUUGCACAAUCAUGCACAAAGCACUAUGCAAUAAGCUGCUUUGUUUAAUUUUUUAGGGACAUUCUUGGUAUUUGUAAAAAAAAAAAAAAAGUGCCCUGCUCUUAUUUUACCUGAAAUGCAGAAGGUUCAGUGUUCAGAGAAAGCUGUUGCCAAACAGUAGAAAACCAAAACCCUUGUGCCUGUAAAUGUGUUUUAUACUGUAACUCUUGCCUUAGAAGUUUGUUUGCUUUAACUAUGCUUUUUUUAAAGUAGUUCAAAAACUGAUCAAAGUCCAGAACAGAAGAUAACGUACACCUGUUACUCAUCAGAAGUAAAAAUGUUAUUAUUAUUAUUAUUAUUAUUAUUAUUAUCAUUAUUAUAAUAACUUUUUUUUACUAGUAUUGUUGCUUUUGGACGUUUUCUAUACUUUUGAAGUUAAUAAAGGUCUUGUUUAUAGUUAGUUUUAAUUAUAGUGCUGAUUUAUGUGGGGCCUUUAAAAAUGUAUUUUUUUGUUAUUUAUGAAAAUAAGUAAUUGUGUUUUAUUUUCUGCUUUAUGGACACUAAA